AGAUGUGGUCAGUUCCAUGGGUCUUCACAUAUUUAAAACACAAUUUCCUUCUAUAUUUCCUAGAUGCGGGAUUUUAGUUCAUACCCGUUUGUAUUUUCAUUAUUUUUUUUAUUAGUCAGUUGCACAUAUAUAUGAUCCAUUUGCUAAGGUACCAUAUGGACAUCAUAAAUUCAAUCAUUGAAGAAGUUUUGAAGUGGAUUGCCCCUAAAAUACUUGAAUGUCUAAGUUAUCAGAAAAAUUUCAAUGACUACGUACAAAAAUUUGAAGAAGAGAAAGGGAAGCUGGAGUCCCGACAAAAAGACAUCAAAAACAAAUUGGAAGCACAGCUGCUUCAACCUGGAAAGAUUGCAAGAAAUGAAGUUAAAGGUUGGUUGAAAAAAGCAGAAAAAAUAAUAGGUGAAAAUGGUGAAGAUCUAAUCAACCAAGGGAGGUGUUUCUCACGAAGUUGCCGAGCAAAGGAUCUCAAUGACAGGUCUCAAAAAUUGAAGAAAAUAUGUGAUGAAGGGGAACCAUACACGAAAACUGAUGAGUGCUUGGUUGUCGAUGAUCUCUCAGGAAAAGGAUCUACAAUGUCAACUCAAGAACUACGGGGCAGGGAUGCUAUUAAAGCAAAAAUUCUGGAAUAUUUGGUGGGAGACAAGUUUACAAGAAUUGGAGUUUGUGGAAUUGGUGGUGUAGGCAAAACAGCUAUCGUGAAGCAUGUGCAUGAUGAACUAUUGAAUAAAGAAAAAUUUAAUAAAGUGAUUUUUGUAGUAGUAUCAAAACAGCUUGAUAUUAUCAAGUUACAAAGGGACAUUGCCAGCCGACUAAAAUUGUCUUUGCGAGAGGAUGAGGAUGAAAUUAUGCGAGCAGCAGAGUUAUCAGAAAGAUUAAGAAAGGGUAGUUACUUGCUAAUUUUGGAUGAUGUAUGGCAGAGUUUUGCUCUUGAAGAUGUUGGCAUUCCAGAUCUGGUUGGAGAUAACGGUUGCAAGUUGGUCUUGACAACGCGUUUUCGAGAUGUUGCUAGAAGAAUGGAUUGUAAGGUAGUCGAUGUGGAGCCUCUUCCAAAAGAUGAGGCAUUGCAACUAUUCCUGAGUAAAGUUGGAAAUGACAUUUUGUCUAAUGCUGAAGGAAGAUCAACUUUAAAGCAGAUUGUUGAGGAAUGUGGUGGUCUACCCCUUGCAAUCAUCACGAUAGCUAGUAACAUGAAAGGAAUAUCUAAUCCUUAUUUAUGGGAGAAUACACUCCAUGAGUUGAGAGAGCGUAAAAGAACUGUGGCAGGUACAAGAAUUGUGGGAGCUACAAAAAAUGAUGAUGCAUUUGAGAUAUUAAAAUUCAGUUAUGAUCGUUUGAAAGAUCAAAAAAUGCAAUAUUGCUUCUUAUAUUGUGCAAUGUAUCCUGAAGAUUAUGAAAUCCCUAAAAACGAGUUAAUUGAGUAUUGGAUUGAAGAGGGACUUAUUGAUGAUAAAAUGAAAACAAGGCAUGAGAUGAAUUGUAAGGGUCAUGACAUUUUGAACAAACUUGAAGAUAUCUACUUGUUAGAAUGUGUUAAAACCCUUGAUAGUUCAGUAAUUGAAGAUGAAGGUGAAGAAGCUGUUAAGAUGCAUGAUCUUUUGAGAGUCAUGGCUUUGGAUAUUGUAAGCAAGAGUCCUCGGUUUAUGGUAAAAGCUGGCAAGAACAUGAGAGAGCUACCAGACAUGGAAGAGUGGACAAGAGAUGUGGAGAAGGUUUCAUUAAUGAGGAAUUCUAUAGAAGAAAUCCGUAAUGAUUUGUCAUCUCCAAAUUGCCAAAUGCUCACAACUUUAUUGCUAUCUUAUAACAACUUAUCAACAAUUCCGGAUUCUUUUUUUGGAAAGAUGAAGAGACUCAAGAUUCUUGAUCUUUCACACAAUAGUGGGAUGAAGAGCUUGCCAACAUCUAUCUCCUAUUUGGAAGAUCUCACUACACUAUUAUUGAAUUGCUGUGAGUCAAUAACAGAGGUACCAUCUCUAUCCAAGUGUAAGGCCUUAAUAAAGUUAGACCUUCACAAGACUGGAAUUGAAGAAGUUCCUGAAGGAAUGGAAAUGUUGGUGAAACUCAAAUAUCUUGAUCUAAGCCUUACAAAAAUAAGACAACUUCCCGAAGGAACAUUAUCAAAGCUCCUCUGUCUUCAAAGAUUAAGUUUAAUAAUAUCCGGGAUAGCAGUAAAAGCUGAAGAGUUGGCAAUGUUAAAGAAGUUGGAGUCAUUUGAUGGUCUGCUUCGAGGCUGGGAUGAGAUGAGCAUUUGCAUCCAAUUGAUGCAAAAUAGGAGGAAUUGGCUUAGAGAUUAUAGAAUUCAAGUUGGAGAAGUACAUGAGUCACUUCAGUCAGCAUGUGCAAUUGUUAACUCUCAGAGUCUGGAGUUUGUUUUCUCCUUAUGGUUCAACCCACUUAAAACCCUUCACACUUUGGUGCUAUUUGCAUUAGGAAACUUGAGAUCCCUGUUUGAAGAAGAAGCUCUUGCUUUGUCAUCGUAUACUUUUCCUUUGAAAACUAUUGGUAUUGUCAUGUGUCCUAAAUUAAAGAAGUUGUUCUGGCCUAGGUUGUUGCUUGGGCCCCUCCAGAAACUAGAAUACAUUGUUGUGAAAGAUUGUGAAGAAUUGGAGGAGAUAAUUGCAUCGGAGCCAACAGAAGAAGCAAGAGUUGAACUUCCUCUCCCCAAACUAAAAAUAUUCGGCCUGGCUAACUUGUUGAAAUUAAAGAGCAUUUGUGGCAAAACCAGAGUUUUGGUUUGUGAUUCUCUGGAGGAGUUUGGAAUAAAAGAUUGUAAAAGUUUGAAAAGGGUUCCUUUGUAUCUUCCUCAACUUGACAAGGGCCAAUCAUCUCAUCCUCCUCUUAGAGAAAUCCAUGUUUGUCCACGAGAGUUGUGGGAAUCAUUGGAGUGGGACUAUCCAAAUGCAAAGGACAUGCUUUUUCGGUUUUGUGAUUUUUCUGGUUCCUGGUUCUAAUUAAGGCCCAUCCUAACCCAAUGCAAAUUCAAGGAUUGGAUGAGUGUACGCUAUCUCAUAAUUUGGCAAAAUAAAGACAUGUUCCUGCAAGCUGGGGUGAAACAUCAAAAUGAAGCAAGAUGAAAACACGGUUCCUCGCCAAGGUUAUGGUUCUUUAAUUGUUUUUCUUUCUUUGAUGUGCUUCUUCAUGUCAAACUCUAAGUGCAAUGCUUCAGGUGGGAGUAAUUGCCUUUCAUUAUGUGUGUAUUAUGACUUUCAAAUCAUAAGUGUUUCUUUUGUUUGUGUUGUAUUAGCCUAUGCUUGGAACUCAAUUGGUUUUUUUUUUUUUUUUGAAUGAAUUCAUUUAUUUCCU
Messenger RNA from Rubroshorea leprosula, 3297 nucleotides. The record is from the annotation of a GenBank genome assembly. NCBI's taxonomy places the organism in Eukaryota, Viridiplantae, Streptophyta, Magnoliopsida, Malvales, Dipterocarpaceae.